AUGAUGUACUCUGAUCAAAUUGAUCAGUUUGACUCUAAGGAGGAUCGAUUAAAUGAGCUUCGCUACGAGUUUAUUAAGAGUAAGCGUUUUGAGCUUGAAAGUUUGGUAAAGAAGUCCGACUACGGGUUUACUCAAUGGGAUGUGCACUUGCUAAUGAUUGGCUGUGUUUGUUCCGUCUUACUCGUAAACUUGAUAACCAAGAAUGCUCUUUUUUCUCUGUUUAACUUAUUUUUGUUACUUACUUUGUUGAAUGUGCGGGUUUCCAAGGACUCCUUCACUCAGGUCAGCAGCACUGUCUUGAUUCUUUUUUCAACUUUGCUGAUGAUUAUUUACACCAGUUCUCGUCGCGUUAAAAACACCAAUGACAAGGUUGGGAGGGUGUUGGUGUUGAUGCUACUGGUUGCUCUCAACGUGCACUUGGUCAGCUGGCUUGUUCUGGACCUUAAGUUGAUAGGCAAGUACAGCUGCGUGUCCAACUUCACCUUCGAGGUGCACAUGCUGAGGUCCACGGAGCUAAUGGCCUUCUUAACUGGCUCCUUGGUCUUUUGCUGCGCCAUAUUUUUCACCGUGCAGCUGUACUCGGUGUCGUACAUUCUUUUUAUCAUUGCCAUCUUCGCCUACAGCUCCAGGUGGAGGUUCUCUCUCCUUCUGGAGCCUGACUACUUGACUAUACUGGAUCGUAUCAAGUCUCACAAGAGGUUCCGGAGCUCCCGGUACUCCGGCAAGUACGGGAAGAAGAACGCCGGCAGGACGAGCAAGGGGUUCGGCACUGGGCGCUACAGCAGUAGGAACAAUGGCAAGUCUAUGGAGAUUUACUUCUUCCCCAACGUUCAGAGCCUUAUCACCUUUUGCAUCAUUAUGAUAACCCUGUUCAUUCUUAUAUUUACUCUGUUGAACAACGGCGUGUUAUCCCUGAAGAAUCAGCCUCAGUUUAACACCUAUUUGAGCAAGUUUCAAAAUUUGAAGAGGAACCGUUUCAUUAUAAAGAUGAAGCUGUUGUGCAUUUAUGUUUUUAUCAUGCUGUUUGCCAUGGCUGUGCACUUUGGGUUUUACAUUUUCUACUCUUUCAACAAGACGAGCUUCCUGUCGCAGCUCCUGUACAAUAAAAUUGUUUUCUUAUUUUCCAUGUAUAGCAGUAGCAAUAACAGUUACUACAACCUAGUUUCCAACGAGAACUGUGGCUUAAAAAGUGAGGGUUGUGGUACCUUGGGGAGUACCAUUAACAACUCUAGCACCCUGGCUAGCUAUGAUGCUAAUAAUACCAGUAGUAACCCAGACGCCCGUAAAGGCAACCUUAACUGCCACGGAUGCCACUUGAGCAACGCUGUUAACAGUUACCCCGACGUUAAGGAGAUGAGGAUCGAGGCGUACCACUUGGACCCUUGGGGCAGAGUCUUGAAGGUGGAGUUGCUGUGUAAAAGGCAGCUCGGCUCGUGCUCGUACUACAAUAACUACCUGGACAACGAUAAUUUCAGCUGCAUAGUUAAGAAGUUGACGGGCAGCAAGAUAGUCAAGAGUCUGAGUCACAAGAGUAGGAGUUUAUUGGAAAGGCUGAACACCAAGAACAGGAUGAAGGGCAGGCUGAGGGUCGGCAAGAAGGCAGUUGACCCCUUUAGCUUCCUACGAGAAGAGUCGAUUAACGAGUUUAACCACUGCGGCCUGUUCACAUGUUGUCUCCAAAACGGCGGCCACGCGAGUUGCGCCCACUUAUGCAAUUGCAGCAGUGCCUGUGACCACACUGCCUGCAACUGCAGUCACCACCACGCUUGCCACAUGGGCUGCGGAGUUUGCGGAUUCGACCUCUUGGGGCACAGACUGGCGUCCAGCGUCAGGAUCGGAGGCGCCAGUAGGCUGAAUUGCUCCGAGUUGUAUCUCUUCCUGCAGAACUACGUGCUGGUGAACCACAACGAACGAUCCCUGUACUGCCUGCUUAGGCAAAACAAUGACCUGAAUCUGCUCGUGUACCAGGACGUCUACAACCUCGUGAAAAACAAGUUGCUGAAGUACAAUCGCGAGUUUAACAAGCUGCUGGACUUUUUCAUAGAAAAUAACCUCCUGGAUAACCUUGACUUGUUUGGCAGUGGCUCUAACUUGACGGACCACAGCCACCUGUUCAGCAAUGGUAUGUAUGAGAGCAGUAAACAAUGCAACGCCCACGGCUUGCAGGACUGUGGCCUGUGUAACACUACUAAUCGGCUCGACGAUGCUACAGCGCCAGGAACAGGUCUAGUUGGAGGACCAACCACGAUGCCCCUGGAGCCCAUUAACUUGGACGGCCUUGUAGGAAAUAAGCUGCAGACUGUUGACGAGGGGGAAUUUGUCACGAGGUUGUCAAUACCGACUGAGUUCUUGUCAGUUACGAACAGGGAUGAAGCGCUGGAUACCCAUGAUAGGGUGAUAAUGGAGGAAGAGGAUAUAAUAUCAGGAUUCAACAGAGUGAGUGGAGCGUCGAGUCCAGGUUACGCCGGCAACAUGGGAAACUCCUCUGGCUACAGCCCAGUCAGCGCAGGAGGAAGGGGAAGCGCCUUUAAUAGCUCCCUUGGCUUCAGCCGUAGCCCGGUACAGAGCCCUGUAAGAAAUGUUGACGCGACUAGUGCUGCCGCGCUUCCGGGGGCUACCACGUUUUAUGGUGGCGAUAGGCCAGGAGUACAUGAUUUUUUAGGCCCCGGCAGUCCCAAUAACAAUCCCUACUUAGAGGGAGCCAACUCCUUGGAAGACUAUGUCAAUGUUGGUGGAGAUGGCUACAAGGGUGUUGAUGGCCGGGCGAACUCAUUAUCGGCCAUUAGUCGCAAGUUGGGAGUAGGUGGCUUUGAGAAAGGAUCUGACCCAAAAAAUUCCUCGGGAAAUUUUAAAAACAAUCACCAAAGCUAUUUUGACAUUGAUAGCUACAAUUCCCAAGCUGUUAGCAAUGACAGCACCAGUCCCCUGGGCAAGUCGCCCUCGGGAAAGUUAGUAAUUCAUGAGGAGACGAAAAGAAAAAAAAAAGUUAAGUACCUGACUAGGUUUUUUAAUCGGAAAAUUAACAGUCAAAUGUCGCAGGAUGAUGGACAAAACUUGGGUAUGAACUAUGAAAACUUCAAGCCAGUCAACGCCAACAGCCGCGUCAGCAGUGAGUUUAGUAGUCCCACCAGGUCGAGUGUCAGGGCCGAUGCCAGUAACACUAGUGGGUUGCUAGGUGCAUCUGAGGCGACUUUGAGUGCUGCAAACGACGGCAGAAGUGGAAGGCUCGUGGUUGCCGUUAAUGAGGAUGCCGCGGCCGAGGCCGCCAAAGUAAGCACCAGGCAGGCGCCAGCGACUGUAACUGACAAUGCCCGAGCUGGUUACGAGGAAGCGAGUGCGAGUAGUGUUUUUGAGGGGACUGCGAUGACCAACAACGCCGACAACGGCGGUAAUAUGUAUGGCGUUAGUCCCAGUGGCCAUGGUACUACCACCCCCCGUAGUGGGUAUGGCGUUAGUCCCGUCGACGGCAACGUGUUAUCUGAGUCUGGUGACCACACUGACGCCGUCAACGCCCCCAAUAAAGACUAUGAGCUGGAGCACGUGGUUAACUCGAUGCAUCGCUACAAAAAGACGUUCUCCUCAGGCAAUAUGAAAAAGUACACAAAUCUCAGGGUUAAGAAACUGCAGUUGGACAACAACUUUAACAACAACUACAUAUACACGAGGACGAUUAAGUUCAAUACAGCGAACAAGUACAUGAUUGCAAACGAUUCAACGGGCACUAACCCUAUCAAGGGCUGCAGUCCUAGCCAGAGAAGUCCAAACAGGGGCGCUACCCUGGUCAAGUUGGGGUCCAGGCCCUCAAGUCCAAGCAGGGCCCAGAUCGACCUGGGAAGUGAUGAGGUGCCUGAGGUCAGAAGCACUCCGCAGACCCCCAACAGGGCCAGUUUGUACAGCUCAGUCGUGGAUUCCGUGAUGGCGGACCUUAUGGCGGACAGCAGGAUCGGCGCGAGCACCCCUAGCAGGCUGAGCGAUGAAAAAUACAGCACUAACACGACGCCAAACAGAUUUAAAGACAACUCGGAUCUCAAUGUUAGCUUGAGCGGCCGCGCCGCCGGGACUGGAAGGACUGGGCCCCUCGACGCCGAGGAUGAGAGCGUCGAGGUGAAAGUCAACUCUAUAAUGGACGAUUUGAUGAAGGAUUUAAAUCUGGAUUCGUUUUAA
Molecule: messenger RNA, 4164 nt
Organism: Theileria orientalis strain Shintoku
Lineage: Eukaryota; Apicomplexa; Aconoidasida; Piroplasmida; Theileriidae
Exons: 1
Coding region: 1-4164 (1387 amino acids)
Source: RefSeq, a predicted model, not a curated record